Sparassis crispa is the source of this 1866-nucleotide messenger RNA. RefSeq lists its product as hypothetical. The transcript has 3 exons. The coding region runs from base 1 to 1866 and encodes 621 amino acids. Lineage: Eukaryota; Fungi; Basidiomycota; Agaricomycetes; Polyporales; Sparassidaceae. The record is from RefSeq and is a predicted model, not a curated record.
AUGACCCGCCGCAUGCGCCAGCAAACCGCUCUCCUAGCGGCACCCCGCCAAGAAAAACGAGCCCAAUCCAACCAGGAAGAAAUUGACACGGAAACUAUGCCGCAGCCGCAGCCGUUGAAAUUUUCCAAAAUCGGCCGUCAUGCCCAUAAGGCAGCCCCCACAGCGCAGGACAAGACUGAUACCAAGGAGGACCAAACCACGAUUGCAACAACGACGAUGCAGCCACCCCGUGUUUCCGCGAGCACUGACACUCCAGUACCCAUGUCGAUGCUCGCUACCAUGACCGCCAUCGCGCAACCCUCUGUACCUCAACAGAUCGACAGCACGAUCCCCCAUGAUGCUCGAACAACCCCUUGUCCCAUGUCAGCAAUUCGUAGGACCUCUGGAGCAUAUGAGGCUCCAGGACGGGAUGAUAUCCCGCUAGCAGAGAUGCUUGCCAGGAUCCAAGGACUCACAAAGGAACAACAAGUACAGACGCUCGUGACGCUGUCCAAGUACAUUGGCUUUCAAGAGGAGCCGCCGAAACAAGGCCAGACAAGCAUCUCAGGCCCGAUGAGUCCCGCCCCACAGAUGAAUACCGACAUUCGAGCUAACCACCAGACCUCUGGCAGAACCGAGCCGCACACCGAUGGCAUAGCGAAGCGUAACAGAAGCAUUGAACGCGCUCUCGAGGAGCCUCAGUUGCAACACCCCCUGCACCUAACACUGCACAAUAAAGCGGAGAUGUGGGAGCAGAUGGAGCACUUCAUCCCUGAUGACCAGCUACCUCUCGAGCCCGCUACUCCUCUGCAGCAGACCAGACCAGCACAGGAACCCGGGGAAUACCAGACCGAUGAGGAAAUCUCCCCGAGGACCUCCUCUCCCCUCUCUCAAUCCGAUGACCCCUUCCUCCCCUCCUCCCCCACUGAGGACUGCGUGCAAAGGGACCCCCACCGUCUCAUACCUCACCAGCCGAAGGUCCAACUCGAGAGCGCCCUGGCACUCCCUGACACCCAGACACCCGACAUCGCGCCUGCUCCAAACGUUCCACCCGUGGAGCCGAGAAGGAAAGGCUUGCAUGCCACGACGAUGAAAGUGGACACACCGCACCCGCGCACAGGACAUUUCCUAAAUGUGCUGAAGGACUCAUCCCACAUGCAUAUCAUUGCCCAGAUCGCGGCAGCUAACCAGCAGCCAACGCAACCAGAGGACAAAGUGGACCCUCAAGUAACUAGUAAUCUGCAGGACGCCACAUCUCGCGUGGACCUUAUCACCCAGAUAGCCGCCGCUGCCCAACACCAGACACAGCCGGUGGCUACAGCAGUUCCGAACGCUCUGGCUCUGACUCUCACGCCGACACCUGCGGAGGGCUUCCCUGACAUCUAUGGGCACCAGCCGUGCUUCUUCAUCGACAACCUGGCGCGUGACCUGAUGGAUGCCUGGGGCAAGCACGACAUGGCCCGUGUUGCUAUCAUGCCGCUAGGAUCAAGCACAAAUGACCGAGUUCUCCAACCAUACCUGAUGACGAAGAUCGCGAAAACCUUAGAAUGCGCACACCAGAUCCCCGAAGUCAUGAUGAACCACCCGUGCCCGCUCUACGACUCUAAGCUCAUCAACAAUGCCCCCUACUCCUUCGUUGCCUUCAACAUAAUGAAGUCCCAGAAGAGAGACAUCAUCGCGCAGUAUUGCUACCUGACCUCUGAGGUCGCCUUCGUUGCAAUGGACUUCGUCUGGGAGGUGUCGCAGUAUGUAUGCACCUUUGCAGGCUUCACCAACCACUCCUUCCAGGACAUCCUGAAGCUCAUCCUCGACUGCCUCGUCAACCCGCAGAGCAUCCAACAGCUCCUCGGCAUAGUCAGAUAUGAUGCCCGAGGUCAAAAGCUGUAA